Cannabis sativa is the source of this 1354-nucleotide messenger RNA. Its product is annotated as polyadenylate-binding protein 2-like. Bases 1 to 1314 code for a protein of 437 amino acids. The record is from RefSeq and is a predicted model, not a curated record. NCBI's taxonomy places the organism in Eukaryota, Viridiplantae, Streptophyta, Magnoliopsida, Rosales, Cannabaceae. Gene Ontology annotation, cellular component: cytosol; ribonucleoprotein complex; nucleus. Gene Ontology annotation, molecular function: mRNA 3'-UTR binding; poly(U) RNA binding; poly(A) binding. The transcript is spliced from 3 exons.
AUGAGAUAUUUAAAGGGUACUUCUGAAGUAGGACUUGUCUAUGGACCAAAUGCUGAAAAUACAGGUGUUGUGGGGUUUGUAGACUCUGACUUUGCUGGUGAUUUGGACUCCAGGAAAUCUCAAACUGGUUAUGUAUUCAAAAUGAACAAUAACACAGUUAGCUGGAAGGCAAAUCUUCAGUCUAUUGUUGCUCUCUCAACAACUGAAGCUGAGUAUAUAGCAUGUACUGAGGCAGUCAAGGAAGCUUUGUGGAUGAAAGGCAUCACCAGGGAACUCGGAAUUCAACAUGAAACUGUUGAGAUCUUCUGUGACAGCCAGAGUGCUCUACAUCUCAGCAAGAAUCAAGUGUUUCAUGAACGAACCAAACACAUUGAUGUGAGGUUCCAUUUCAUUCGAAACACCAUAUCAGAUGGAAAAGUCAAGCUUCUGAAGGUCCAUACCAAAGACAAUCCCUCUGACAUGCUUACAAAAGCUUUACCAAGAGACAAAUUUCAGCAUUUGACAGUUAACUGCCAUAAGAACUGGUUUUCGAUUGUCAACAAGAAAGAGAGAGAUCAUAGUUACUGGAUUCAAAUCCAACAAUUUUCAAUAUUUGGUAACAUUUUAUCUUGCAAAAUAGCAACUGAUGAUGUUUCGGGUCAAUCCAAAGGAUAUGGUUUUGUUCAAUUUGAUAGUAAAGAGGCUGCUCAAAGUGCAAUUGAGAAGCUCAAUGGCAUGCUACUUAAUGACAAACAAGUUUUUGUUGGACCCUUUAUUCGCAAAGAGAAUAGAAAAUUGGGUGCUGAGCAGAAUGUUGACAAAAACAAAGGAAUGAAUCUAUAUGUUAAAAAUCUAGAUGAUAGUGUUACUGAUGAAAAAUUGAAAGAAUUGUUCUUUGAGUUUGGUACAAUUACUUCAUGCAAGGUCAUGCGUAAACCUAAUGGUGUUAGCAUGGGAUUUGGAUUUGUUGCUUUAUCGACUGUUGAGGAAGCAUCCCGAGCUCUUGUGGAGAUGAACGGUAAAAUGGUCGUUAGCAAACCACUGUAUGUAGCACUUGCACAACGCAAAGAGGAUAGAAGAGCAAGGUUGCAGGCACAAUUCUCUCAAAUGCGUCCACCAACAAUGGUGCCACCAGUUAACCCCUGUAUGCCUAUGAUUCCUCCCCAACUCGGGUUUGGGUACCAACAACAGUUACUUCCUGGGGUGAGGCCAAACUUUUAUAUGCCCAUUGUCCAACCACACCCUUCAUUUGUGCUGCCACAGAUGCUUCCUAGGGGGCGUGGUUUCCACCGUUUCCCACCUGGUCGUAACAUGCCUGGCCGAUCUUUCCAUUGAUGGCUCGUUUGGAACACCGUAUUAGGUCAUAAUUUAUUGU